AUGAAGUCUAUCUUCAAGGUUUAUAAGGUUUGGGAGGUUAUUGAUCCAGGAAUGACAGUUGAUGAGAACAAGGACUCAAUUGCAACUACCUUACUAUUCCAAGCGUUACCCGAAGAGCUAACUUUGCAAAUCGAUAACAGUGAUUCAGCAAAAGAGAUGUGGGAAACCAUUAAGUCCCGCAAUCAAGGAGGUGAUCGAGUAAAAGAAGCAAGACUUCAAACCUUGAUGUCUAAGUUUGAAGCCUUAAAGAUGAAGGAACCUAGCACUGUUCCUGACUUCGCAGGAAAGAUUUCAGGGAUGGCUUCUAGAUCUGCUUCUCUUGGAACGGUGAUUGAAGAAGAGAAACUGGUUAAAAGGUUUCUACAUGGCUUACCGAAAACCUACGAGGAACGGGUCAAACUUGAAGAAAAUGAUCAACCAACUAAAGGUGAUCAAUUACUUCUUACUUAUGAAGAGUGGGAGGCAAAGAAGAAAAAGGAAAAGGGUUAUGGGAGGGGUAAAACGGGAGUCGAAACUAGUCAAGGUGGUCGAGGUCGGGGGCGUGGUAAAUCUGGGAAAUUUAUGACCAACAAAAAUGGUCGAAACUACACAAAUGGGCAAAAGCAACCGAAAUUUAUGACCAACAAAAAUGGUCGGAAAUUUAGCGACUGA
This is a messenger RNA of Helianthus annuus (common sunflower), 651 nucleotides long. RefSeq lists its product as uncharacterized. The transcript has 2 exons. The coding region runs from base 1 to 651 and encodes 216 amino acids. The record is from RefSeq and is a predicted model, not a curated record. NCBI's taxonomy places the organism in Eukaryota, Viridiplantae, Streptophyta, Magnoliopsida, Asterales, Asteraceae.